AUGUGUGGCGGGAUCAGCCAGUAUAACACCAAGAAUGUACAGGGCCCGAAGAAUUAUCUGAUGAUUGUGGCGAUGCGGAUCCGGAUGGAGGGAUUUGUGGUGUUUGAUUUCCAAAAGGAGUAUCCGAAGGCGUUGCGGGAGUUGGCGGGUUGGUUGGCGGAGGGGAAGAUUCAGAGGAGGGAGACGGUGAUCAAGGGUGGGUUGGGGAAGGCGGAGCAGGCGCUUGUGGAUUUGUAUAGGGGGGUGAAUACGGGGAAGUUGAUUGUGCAGGUUAAGGACGGGGGAGAUGAGGAAAGUUUGAGGGCGAGUUUGUAG
Messenger RNA from Cyphellophora attinorum, 315 nucleotides. RefSeq names its product NADP-dependent alkenal double bond P2. The record is from RefSeq and is a predicted model, not a curated record. The transcript has a single exon. Lineage: Eukaryota; Fungi; Ascomycota; Eurotiomycetes; Chaetothyriales; Cyphellophoraceae. Bases 1 to 315 code for a protein of 104 amino acids. Gene Ontology annotation, molecular function: oxidoreductase activity, acting on the CH-CH group of donors, NAD or NADP as acceptor.